GCUUGUUGCAAUCCUGAACAAAAGACGCAGGCAAGAGCUUGGCGGACACUACAGAGCUAUGAAAGGGUUUGGGCAAAGAUAUACUGGAUUAAUAUAAGAUUAACAAUGUUAAGAUUCCUCCAAAGAAGAAAUCAGAGUUCAGCAUUUCAAAGCUUUGGAAAUUCUAAAGGAUUGGUUGCUAGCACUCAGUGGGACUUCAUGGAGAAGCUGGAGAAAGCUCACCCAAAAAGGCAAGUAAUCGCUUUUAUUUUUAUGAUGGUUUUGGUUCAGGUUUGCAGUGAGCCAACAAUUCGAUACUCUAUCUUAGAGGAAACAGAAAGUGGCUCCUUUGUAGCCCACCUGGCCAAGGAUCUGGGUCUGGGAGCUGGGGAGCUGGCUGCCAGGUCUGCACGGGUGGUGUCUGAUGAUUACAAGCAGAGAUUGCUGCUGGAUCCUGAGACUGGAGAUUUGCUUCUGAGGGAGAAAGUAGACCGGGAGGAGGUGUGUAGCACUGUGGAUCCCUGUGUGCUGCAUUUCCAGGUGACUCUUGAAAAGCCAGUGCAAUAUUUUCAAGGAGAAUUAUUGAUCCAGGACAUAAAUGAUCAUGCUCCAGAAUUUCCAGAAGGGGAGAUGCUAUUGAAUAUACCAGAAAACAGCCAGCCGGGCACUCUGUUACCACUGAAUUUAGCCCAGGAUUUGGAUGUGGGCAGCAAUGGGCUUCAACAAUACACAGUCAGCCCCAACUCUUAUUUUCAUGUCCUCACUCGAAAUAAUAGUGAGGGCAAGAAAUACCCAGAGUUGGUGCAGGACAGAGCCCUGGACAGAGAGGAGCAGGCAGAGCUGAGCUUAACCCUCACAGCUCUGGAUGGAGGGUCUCCACCGAGGUCAGGAACAGCCCAGGUUCGAAUCCUGAUGAUAGACAUCAAUGACAAUGCUCCUGAAUUUGUGAACAGCCCCUAUGAGGUGCAGGUCCUAGAGAGCAGUCCCCCAGACUCCCCAGUCCUGACUGUCUUAGCACGGGAUGCAGAUGCUGGCAACUUUGGGAGAGUUUCCUAUGGCUUCUUCCAAGCAUCAGAUGAAAUCCAGAGAACUUUCUCAAUAAACAAAGUCACAGGAGAAAUACGACUGAAAAAGGCAUUGGAUUUUGAAAAAAAUAAAUUUUACCAUGUAAAAAUUGAGGCCAUGGAUGGGGGAGGACUUUCUGGGAAAGGCUUGAUAAUGGUAGAGGUGGUGGAUGUGAACGACAAUGCCCCAGAGCUGACCAUAUCUUCACUGACCAGCUCUGUCCCAGAAAAUGCUCCUGAGACGAUCAUAAGCAUCUUCAGAGUUGGAGACAGGGAUUCCGGAGAGAAUGGAAAGGUGGUUUGUUCUAUUCCAGAGAAUCUGCCAUUCAUUCUAAAAUCCACUUUCAAGAAUUUCUACACUCUGGUGACAGAGAGCCCUCUGGACAGAGAGAGCAGAGCUGAGUACAACAUCACCAUCAUGGUCUCCGACCUGGGCACACCCAGGCUCACAACAUGGCACACCAUAACGGUGCAGGUGUCCGACAUCAACGACAAUGCCCCCGCCUUCACCCGAACCUCCUAUACCAUGUUUGUCAGCGAGAACAACAGCCCUGCCCUGCACAUAGGCACCAUCAGUGCCACAGACUCAGACUCAGGCUCCAAUGCCCACAUCACCUACUCGCUGCUGCCGCCCCAUGAUCCGGAGCUGCCACUCUCCUCGUUAAUCUCCAUUAACGCAGACAACGGGCAGCUAUUUGCACUCAGGGCGCUGGACUACGAGGCGCUGCAGGCCUUCGAGUUCCACGUGAGUGCGACAGACCGAGGCUCACCCUCGCUCAGCAGCCAGGCUCUGGUGCGUGUGGUGGUGCUGGAUGACAAUGACAAUGCGCCCUUCGUGCUCUACCCACUGCAGAACGCCUCUGCACCCUGCACAGAGCUGCUGCCCAGGGCAGCAGAGCCUGGAUACCUGGUCACCAAGGUGGUUGCAGUGGACCGCGACUCUGGUCAGAAUGCCUGGCUGUCAUUUCAGCUGCUCAAAGCCACGGAGCCCGGGUUGUUCAGCGUGUGGGCGCACAAUGGCGAGGUCCGCACCACCAGGCUGCUGAGUGAGCGAGAUGCACCCAAGCACAGGCUGCUGAUGCUGGUCAAGGAUAAUGGCGAUCCUCCGCGGUCUGCCAGUGUCACUCUUCAUGUGCUGUUGGUAGAUGGCUUUUCCCAGCCAUACCUCUCUCUGCCUGAGGUGGCGCCUGACCCCACACAGGAAGUUGAAGAUAUGCUCACUGUGUACCUGGUCAUUGCCUUGGCAUCUGUAUCUUCUCUCUUCCUCUUGUCUGUGGUGCUUUUCGUGGGGGUAAAGCUGUGCAGGAGGGCCAGGGAACCCUCUCUGGGUGGCUGCUCUGUGCCUGAGGAACUCUUUCCUGGCCACCUGGUGGAUGUCAGUGGCACAGGGACCUUGUCCCACAACUACCAAUAUGAGGUGUGUCUGACCGGGGACUCUGGGACUGGUGAGUUCAAAUUCCUCAAACCCAUGAUCCCCAACCUGUUGGUUCAGGACGCUGGGAGAGAACUUAAUGAAAAUCUUCGCUGCAGGGAUAGCUUUGUAUUCAGUUAAGUCAGAGGUUCUCAACCUGAGGUUUACAACCUCUUGGGGGGUCGAAGGACUCUCUCGCCACGGUCACCUAAGACCCUCAGGAAACUCAGAUUCUUAUGACACACACAAAACAGUAGCAAAUUUACACUUACGAAGUAGCAGCGAAAGUAAUUUCAUGGUUGGGAGUUACCACAACACUAUGAGCUGUCUUAAAGCAUUCCAGCAUUAGGGAGGUCGAGAACCAGUGAGCUAAGCGAUGUGAUUUCCUAAGUGUUGUACAAUUCUUUUCUUUUAAGAAAUGAUCUUGUUUCUAUGAAGUUCUCCACUAGUCUAUUCUACUUAUUAAUAGUGCUCACAGUUUCUUUUUUAUUGGUAUGAGAGUUCUAGCCUUUAGUUGUACUAAGCAUAGUUCAUAUUUUCCCCCACAUAUGAAUAAUUUUGGUGAUUAGUACCCUGAUAAGCAUAAAUAAACUGUCUUUAAAUGAAAUUCUUAGUGAUCUUAUAAGACAUUUCACUCAUCUCAAAAAAUCCUUGUGCUUUUGUUUGUAUUUGUAACACCUGCCAUUUCCACACAGUUGCCUCUUUUUAAAGGUAGAGUGUUUAAAAUUAUUUAUGUUGCCUGAAUCUUUCUGCAUGAACAGAAAGCAUCACUAUGUCGUGUUCACUACCAGUUUAAGCGCCCUGGUUGUCCAAGUCAUAAACUUUACGGUGUACAUGAAUGCACACAAAGGUUGUGGCCUUUUUGUUUUUGAGCAUCAUGCAUGGUAGUGGUUCUAUUGACUGGUUGAGCAUGUUCUGGAUGUACUACGGUUAGUUUUGGAUUUCUAUUUGACAAAAAUUAAAGAGAAUAUGUGUAGUUUGUCAUCCUGUAUAUUUAAUAAAGCUCUUAAAUCA
Molecule: messenger RNA, 3468 nt
Organism: Mus caroli (Ryukyu mouse)
Lineage: Eukaryota; Metazoa; Chordata; Mammalia; Rodentia; Muridae
Product: protocadherin beta-4-like
Biological process (GO): homophilic cell-cell adhesion
Cellular component (GO): plasma membrane
Molecular function (GO): calcium ion binding
Source: RefSeq, a predicted model, not a curated record